Messenger RNA from Setaria italica (foxtail millet), 1544 nucleotides. Its product is annotated as probable trehalose-phosphate phosphatase 9. The record is from RefSeq and is a predicted model, not a curated record. Gene Ontology annotation, biological process: trehalose biosynthetic process. NCBI's taxonomy places the organism in Eukaryota, Viridiplantae, Streptophyta, Magnoliopsida, Poales, Poaceae. The transcript is spliced from 6 exons. Gene Ontology annotation, molecular function: trehalose-phosphatase activity. Bases 153 to 1196 code for a protein of 347 amino acids.
CACAGCCCUUGCUAGAAGCAUCCUUCAACAGCUUGAAUCGGCAAAUCCAGCGCCUCUCUCUUGCUCUUCCAAUCCCACACCUCUCCCUCCAGCCACCGCCACUGUUCUUGAUCCAUCGGUGGUGGUCGGUUGCCGAGUAGCCAUCAGUGACCAUGACGAAGCACGGCGUGGUGCUCGGCCCCGAGGACGCCGUCGUCGCGGCGGCGGCGCGGCAUUUCUCGUUCCCGCCGCCGAGGACGGGGGGCGACUCGUGCCGGAAGCUGGCGGCGCAGGUCGACCUCGGCGCCGCUGUGAUGGGGUCCUGGCUCGACUCCAUGAAGGCCUCCUCACCCAGGCACAGGCUCAUGGCGCCCCUGGCCGGCGCCGCCGACGCGGAGCACGACGACUGGAUGGAGCGGCACCCGUCGGCAUUGGAGCGGUUCGAGGCGCUGGCGGCGGCGGCCAAGGGGAAGCAGGUCGCGGUGUUCCUGGACUACGACGGCACGCUGUCCCCGAUCGUCGAGGACCCCGACCGCGCCGUCAUGACCGACGAGAUGAGGGAGGCCGUUCGCGGCGUGGCGGCGCGCUUCCCGACGGCGAUCGUCAGCGGGCGUUGCCGUGACAAGGUGUUCGGCUUCGUGGGGCUGGAGGAGCUCUACUACGCCGGGAGCCACGGGAUGGACAUCCGAGGGCCCACCGCCGACCCCAACAACCACGGCAAGCCGGCGGCCGAGUUCCUGCCGGUGAUCGAGGAGGCGUACGCCGCGCUGGUGGGGAGCGUGGAGGCGUCGAUCCCGGGCGCCAAGGUGGAGAACAACAAGUUCUGCCUGUCGGUGCACUUCCGCUGCGUGGAGGAGGCUGCCUGGGGCGCGCUCUUCGAGCGGGUCCGGGCCGUGCUCCGGGACUACCCGGGCCUCCGCCUCACCCAGGGCCGCAAGGUGCUCGAGGUCCGGCCCAUGAUCAAGUGGGACAAGGGCAAGGCCCUCGAGUUCCUCCUCGACGCGCUCGGCUACGCGGAGCGCAGCGACGUGUUCCCCGUCUACGUCGGCGACGACCGCACCGACGAGGACGCCUUCAAGGUGCUGCGCAGCCGGGGACAGGGCGCUGGGAUCCUCGUGUCCAGGUUCCCCAAGGAAACCGCCGCGUCUUUCUCCCUCCGCGACCCGGCCGAGGUCAGGGACUUCCUGCGCAGGCUCGUCGACGCCAACGCCACCUGAACCCAUCGUCGAGAUCACCAGCUCGACGUCUAACUCGAUCGGCGGCUACCACCUCCCUCCCUCCCUCCAGAGCGGAAGAAAACGCUCUUCAGCUUGUUAGGAGAAGAAGAGCGUCGUUCAUAGAACCUGCUAGCGUUUUCCCAUGUCCCCAAUCCUUUUUGUUUUUAUCUUUAUUUUUUUGUUCCUGCUGCUGCUGCUGCUGCUGUUGUUUGAGUACCAUCACCAUUAGGCCUCGGCUGCUGGGAAGGCUUCUAUUUUCGCGCCUUCUCGCGAGGCACUGUAACUAGUUGCUUUUGUAUCAUGGGGAACUGAGAGGAAUCAAUGGAAUCCACAUUCAGAAUUCAGUCU